UCAAGGGUCUAUUUCGUUAAUUUGAAUGAAUAUGGCUUACAUCUAAUGAAACUUAAAACUCAGUUUCUCCGAAAAUUAAUAUAAGGUUUUUUUAUACAGAAAUGUUUGUGUACUGAAACGUUAGUGUGUGCACUGUUCCUUUUAUGCGCUCGGUGUGUCACAGUGUGUGUUUUUGGUUUGGUAUUUGUUUACGUUUAGUUUGGUAUUUUGCUGUUUUAAGUAUGGUUAGUUUUGAGUCCUUGUUUCUGGUGUUUUAUUUUCUAGGUUCUGCUUUUGUCUGUGUUUAUGGGUUUGGUGAUUGUCUUUAGUUAUGAAGUUUAUUUCCUGCCCUGUCCUUCUUGUCUCUGUUCUCUCCCAUGUGUUCUGGUUCCCUGGGUGUGUUCACAGUUUGUUCCUCGUCAAGCUCCUCCAUGUCCUCGUUUAUCCCUAUCUGGUUCACCUGCUCCCUCUGCCUCCAUGUCACACCAGUUCCCUGUUUCCCUGAUUACCUGCCCUAUUGUUUAAUGUCCACCUUUGUCUGUAUUUAAGUUCGUCUUUGUCCUUUGUUCCACGCGGUGUUGUUAUGUCUCUUUUGAUGUCUCUCUGGAUUUUUGUCCUUACAUUGGAUCCUGUUUUCAAACACCCUGUAAACUGGAUUGUCUUGUCGCCCUGCACUUUGCCUUCAUGUGAGUGAACUCUUUAAAUUAAAGUAGGAGUUUUGAUCCCCACUCUGCUUUCUCCGUGCUUGUCUGCCUUUUGGUCCACCACACAAACCUCAACUAUGACACGGUGCUUGGGUGGGUAAAGGCUGCUGAUGUUAGAGAUGCUUUGAUGCUCACCCUCUACACGUUCUGUAAGCUAUAAAACAUCAUUUUCAAAAAGUGGUCUGUCCACAAAGUGAUGUAUCUACUCAAAUUAGUGGAAAAUUGAAUGUAAGGAAAAAGUGUUGAAAGAUGUAGCGAAGCCUACUUAAGAGCCUUCAUACAGAUGUAUCCAGGAUACAACUGUUGCAUUCCUUGUUUUAAGCCUUUCCUAAACCUGAGACAUCAGAUGUGUCUGACCUGGGUUAAGGAGAAAAAGAUAGGACAGUUCAGUGGUCCAAACUCCUGUUUUCAGGUGAAAAUAUUUUAAUUUUUUUUAAUUUUAGAAUCAACAGAUGAUUUGGGGAACAAUGUCAUCUGCUGGUGUUGGUCCACUAUUUUACUAAGACCAAAGCCAGAACAGCCGUCUACAAAGAAAUUAUAGAGCACUGCAUGCUUCCCUCUGCUGACAAGCGUCAAGGAGAUGCAGAUUUCAUUUUCUAAGAGGACUCGGCACCUGCCCACACUGCCAAAAGUAUCAGUAUCUGCUUUAGUCAAGUCAAGUCAAGUCAAUUCAAGUUUGUUUAUAUAGCGUUUUCAGCAACAAGGCACUCAAAGCGCUUUAAUGACAAUAGUAUCAAUGUGCUUGACUGGUCAGCAGACUCAUUCGGCCAAAACCCAAAGCAAAUUCUACAGAGUAUUGUCAAGAAGUCAGCAAUGCAGAUAAGAUGAAGGCUGGUAAUAAAGCAACGUGGGUUCUUAACCCCUCAACAGAACUGAUUCCUCCGAUUGCCCAAUCAGUCAGGUAUUAAUGGUGCAUACUCUUCUUUACCUAAACAUACUCUUCAGUUGGAUCCCAUUUCUUAAUAAAAAUUAUUUUUUAUGGUCUUAUGGAAUAUCCAGUUUACUUAGAAACUGACUUUUGGGUUUUCAUUAGCUUUAAGGCAUAAUCAUCAAAAUUAACAAAAAUAAACACUUGGGAUAUGGCCCUCUGUAUGUAAUCAGUUUAAAUUAUAUCAGUUUAAGUUUUUUAAUUAAAUGAUGCUGGUGAUAUGCCUAUUUAUCAAGCUGUACCUGUAACUGGAAACAGUUUCGUCUUAAUUUUUGUUUAGACCUUGUUUGUGAAAUUAGUUUUUUCUUUGGCAUUUAUAUAAAUGACAUCAUACUGACGGGUGCCCUCAUUCUCUCUAACUAUUUCAUUCAGUGGCAGUAAGAUACUCAGUGAGACAAUUUAAUUUCUCAGAUUUGUUUCAGAUUUGCUUCGACAGAUGCUGUGUUGAAAGACGACAAAAUAUUGCUGAACCAAAGAUUGUUUGGUGAGAACUGUAGCUGCCGUCUGUAAUUUUCCAUUUGUAUGCCUAUUUAACAAGACCAGACAAAGCAAUCACAGCCAGACAGUGCAGAAAAACAGGAGGGAAGUGAAACCUCCUUUAAAAGGUACCUGGUUUAAUGCGCUGUGAGAGGGUAUCUCAUCUAAGAAAGUUUUCCAGUUUCAGGUUGUCUUGCAUUUGAAUAUCAUUAAAACACAUGAAAACAUUUUCUCUCAGAGCAAUUUAUAUAAGAAUAACAAACAAAAACUAACAAAGCAAAAUGGAUUAAAUUCAGCAGACGUCAGCCUGGUCCUCUGAUCAGAACUUACAAUAAGGUCCAGCAAUGUAUUAAUGGUGGAUUACAAAAUAAGUAUACCUAGAUAGUAGCAACACUAAAACUUGCAGCUGUAUGUACAGUUAUAAUUUCAUCCAUAUGCUGUCAGUAUAACUACAAUCUUGCUAACCCCUGAUAAAGAUGUUUAAAAAGCCUUAAAAUAAAUCCUUUUUAACUGCAGUAGCAUAAUCGUAAUCCUAAAAAUGUUUGAAAAACCCAACCUAAAUAUACUUAAUUAAAGUCUAUUUGUUAAAUGGGGAAAAUUGGGAAAUAUUUUUCUCUAAGUAAAUAAAUGCCGCUGAGGCCUUAUUAUAAUUUCUACUUUAAUUCUUUAACAUGAUCAAAGUGGCCGGGACUUUUCAAUCAGUGACUUCUCAACUCCUUACUGAGCUCUUCCCAGGGUGGGAAUACCUGUGACACAGAGGUUCAUUUCUCUUAAUCACUCUUUAAAAUCGGAAAACAAAAGAACAUGCAAUUUGAGUAAGGCAGAUGUAUUUUUAUUUUUACAAGUAAGUAAAUGGCUACAAGAAGAGGGCUACUCCCUUAAACUUGCUUGUUUCUGCUUUCGGGGUGAUAUUUAAAAAGCUUAAACAGCUGGAGCUGUGAUAAAAGAGGCUGAAUGAGGACCCAUGUUUGCCUUGGCAUUAUAGACAAUAAGCAGGAUUGUGUAAAAAACAAAAAAAAAGAAACUCCAAAGCUCACUCUCAGAUAACUGCUGUAGUGAACGCCAUCCUGGGGUAACCACGUCACUAUAACACUAACGGGACUAAACUAAAAGCUUAUUGACAAGAAAUAAGGAACCCAUUUAUCUCACGUACAUGAGCAUUAUUCCCUGCUGUCUACAUGCCAAAAUGGUACUUUGGGAAUGAGGCCAUUAGGAGUGAAUUUAAUUGUAAUGGUGACUGUUGAUAUUUAGAAGUUAAAUGUUUUAAGUGAAGUGUUUUUGCCAAUAAAACGAAAAAACUGCAGUGCUUGUUUCUGGACAUAUAAUUUAUAAAGAAACUAAAUUUAAAAAAGUUAGUUUAGCUCUGUUUUUGCCUAAAUCUUUCUUCUUGUAGAAGAAAGAUUUGGACAGUUUUAGAGUUUUAAACAAGUGCCUCUGAUGGGUUUACUGUGGAACAAAGUAUGACUGUGUGGGAAAGCAGAGAAAGAGAUUUAGGUUAAACAGCCUGACUAACGUCUUUUAGCCAGAGAAAAUUAGUUGUGUUUGUCCUUCAGAUCAACAGAUUUUUGAUGCGACUUUUCAUUUCUGAACAGCAGAUCCCUCUACUAAAUUCCAUUGUGAUAUUUUGUUAAAAGGUAAAAUAUUCAAAUCCCAUUUCUUUUUAUGGGCACGUCAGCAUUUUCUAUUGGUUUGUGAAGUGUUGGUUCAAUGUUGUUCCUUCCACCACUUUCUGCAGAUAGUGUGGAAGUGAAAUUCUAAAGAAAUUGUAAGUCUUUUUACUUUGGGCUGCAUAUCUUGUCUCAGUUGAUGUUGUCCAGAUAUGACAGUUAGGGAAAAACAAAAUGAAUAGCAGGUUAAAUCCAACAGUUUUAGUUUUUGUCCAUACAUUUCCCAGAGAUUUGGGAUACAUGACUGUAUCUCAUUGUACUAAUCUAAUCCCACAUUUCCCAUGACCCAUAAGCUUCUGUAUUUGAAGCAAAGAGCAUUUCACACUUAUCUCCAAACAGGAUUACACAAUAUCCAACCAUAAUCCUGCAGCAUUUCCCCCAUCAUUCCCAGAGCUACUAAACUGAACUCCUAACUUAUCCAUCUGGCAUCAACAUAGCCAGGAGUUCAACCUUUCCAAAUCUCUGAGUCAAAUUGAAUGGACAGCUGUUUGUGUGCUCAUCAUAGUGCUUCAGCACCUUGCAAAGCUACUUAAACCCCUUGAAAUGUUUCACAUUUACAUUAUUACCCCAAUCUUUAAUUUCCUCUGGUCACAUGAGAGCAAAGCAGAACCUUCUGACUUAUAUACAAAAUAAUUUGGGUGGCCGAAAACUAACACUAUUCAUUACCCUGAAUAUGCCAUCCUCAUGGAGAAACAUGGUGGUGGCUGCAUGAUGCAACGGGGAAGCCGUUAUUCACAAGGGACAGGGAAGCUGGUCAAAGUUAAUGGGAAAAUAACUGGAGAUAAACAGGAAGAGGCUGAAAAAGACUUAAGAGUGGGGCAUCGGCUUACAUUCCAACAGGGCAUCAACAUAGAGCCGGGGCUACAAUAAAAUUGUUUAAAUCAACAAAGUCAAGUGUUAAAAAGAUCCAGUUAAAUUCCAGACAUAAAUUAAAUCAAACAUGUGGUACUAAUUGAAAGUUCCUUAUUACAGAUGCUCUCCAUCAAAUCUAUCUUUGAGCUAUUCAGCAAGGAAGAAUAAACAAAAAUGUCAGUGUCUAGAUGGCAGAGAAAUACCCCUGAAAAACCCACAACUGUAACUGCAGCACAAGGUUUUUCUACAAAGUAUUCAAUCAGGCAGGUGGUAUAAAAAUGCAUAGCACACUUUUAAUAUAUACUCUAUAUAUUUGUAAAGAAAAUUGAAAAGAAUGUUCAGUUUCCAUUUCAAUUGUGCAUUACUUUGUGUUGGCCUAUCACACACAAUCCCAAGCAAAUACACUUACGUUUGUGAUUGUUAUGUAACAAAAUAUGGUACUCUUCAAUGGGCUACGAAUCCUUUUGCAAGGACGUGCAUCCCAUUCUUAUUAUGCACUUUCAAACCUGAAUGCUUGACUGGUUUUAUGAAGUCAUAUAUGUCACAGACGAGACAAAAGUGGCAUAACUGCUCUUCAAUUAGCAGCCGUCCCUGAUUGCGCCCCAGUUGUCUAAGCUGUGAAUACACUGAAGAGUUUUUAAUGAAUGUGAACAGCAAGGACUCCCAGGUGACCCGCUGGUGCUGCGGAGUGAUAAUGAAAAGGGUGGGUACCUUUUCUAGGCCGUAGCUUUUCCCAUUAUUCAUUCAUCAGAGAGGGUGUGCGACUGCAGAAGCAUGCUUGAUGUUUGCUCAGUCAGCGUGCACAGCCAGCCGAGCAUGUUGAGUCUCUGAACUAGGACAUGAGUGGGGCACCCACACCUGCAGAGGGCUCUGGGAAUGUCACUGUUUGGGAGGCGUACAUCGACUUUGCCCUUGUAGUGGCAAACAGCUUUGUUCUGCUAAUCACCUGCGCCAUGGGAACAGCGGCGAAUGUUUUUGUAAUCCUGGCAGUUUGUCACCAAAAGUCGCUGCAAACAUCCGUCAAUGCGCUGGUGGUGAAUCUCUCUGUCGUAGACCUCCUGCGGUGCACGAUCGACUGCCCUGUUCUUCUACACAUUAUCGUGACUAUGUACCUAGGAGGGCAUGUGAACCAUCUGAUCUGUGACACACAAAUGGCCUCCUUCUCCUUCACCAGCUGCAUCCAGUUGUCCACGCUGGGGUGCAUAAGUGCAGAGAGAUACCAGGCGAUUGCGAAUCCCUUCAUAACAAGUCAACGAAAAAUACGGAUCAAGGUGCUGAUAACUCUUACGUGGAUCCUGGGAAUUUCUGUGGCUGCUGUUUGUCAGAUGUUCUUGAAAGACUCACCUGUGUAUGUAAGAUGCCAAGAAGGCCAAAGAGGAACAUCAUUCUCCUAUGACAACGUUGGUCUCUAUGUGCUGCUCCCUCUGUGGGUGUUUUGUUUUUGGAUAAUCACUGGCUUCUAUGCUCGCAUAUUUGCUCUACUGAGGUCACACAAUCGCAAAAUAUUUGAUGAAGGCAUUUCUGUUCCAACAAAGGACAUUAAGGAAGAUAAGCAAAGCACAGCAGUGGAAAAUGGACAAAAGAAAUGUCAGAACAAGCAGACUCUGAGUCUCAGUGUUGCUGAACCAAGUCGAUUUGAGAAAAAUUUCCUGCUGACCUCCGAGGGAGCCCCACAAAGCAUCUCCAUGAGUUCUGUUAGGACUGGGUUUAAAAUUACAGUAGAGAUGGAACAACCCCACCCUCUUGAAGCGAAGGACGCAUUGCAGACUGUGGAGAAAUCGUUAAAAAUGGAGCAAUGCAGUGCUCAGAAAACAGAAGCAAAAGCCUCAAAUCAAGAUGUGGCUGCUGACAGAAUGAUGCAGGAAAGGCCAAGCAGUCCUAACCACGAAAAUCAGUCCAGACAAAGCCUGAAACCUGAAAGUCCACUCAAAGAAAGCUGCUCCCCGAAUGUAUCAUCUACACAAUUAGAUCAUCCUCAAUCUACCUCGGUCUUAUUGACUGAUCUGAAACAAGAAAACAACAGCACUGGGGGAGAAACACAAGCAGCGCCUACGCUAGAUCAAGAGUCUUCUAUGCCUCCUGUCCUGAGUAAUGAAACUGUAAAACAACACAUACAAGUAGAAGGUGCUGUCUGCAUCAUGCCUUCGAAGGCCAGCAAGGAGAGAGCAAGAAAAAAAAAGGAGAGUAAAAUGGCCAAACGCGCCGGCUACAUCAUCAUAACCUUCCUCUUAUUCUGGCUGCCGCUAAUCACAACCAUCCUGGUUAAUUUUCUUGUUCACAAAAACAGGAAUACACAGAUGUCAGUCAUUCAAGACAUGGAGAUCCUGUCGGUGUCUGUCUCCUGCAUCACAUCACUGAGCAACCCGAUAAUAUACGCUGCGGUGAACCCGCAGUUUCGCUCAGAGUUUUAUAAGCUGAAAAGCUGGGUUAAAUCCAGAUUCUAUAAGAAAUGAGAACAUCUCAUCUGACCUUUACACACUGAUAAUACAUUUAGACUUAUGAUGCCUUGAAAAGGCAUAAACGUUUUCCUAUUAUGAAAUGUUUUAUUGCAGUUUUUUUUAGUUCAAUAAAAAUCAGGUAAAGAGUAAGGACAUGUGCUUUAAUGCAUCAAUCAUAAAAAUCAUAAAAAAAUUGUAUAAAUGUCAAAACGGAAAGCAGACCAGCAGACCUUAAAGAUCAGUAUUGGUCUGGGGAAGCCUGAUCAGUGCAUCUCCAGAUGUAAUGUGAAAAGGUUAAAGGUGUAUCAACAGUUUUCAAAGUUAUGUUAUGCAUCUGAUUUAAUAUAGUAAAUACAGCAUAAUAAAAAAAAAAUAAAAAACUGUCAGAAUCCCUCUAUUAAAGGGAUUUUUUUUAUUUGGUCAUAGGAAGUUUUACAUGCUGCCAUGCUUUCUUCCAUUUUCCACUUGCUGGCUUCUCAGCAGUUGCUAAACACCACAGAGCAGAGACAUCGCAUGCUGUGAGGACCUGGUUGAACCAACAUUCAGCUCAGCAGGAGGACGCUGUAGAGCUCCGCCUCAAACAAGCACUGAGGUCAGCUUAUCUGUCUUCAGAGACCUGCUGACAGGACCCACCGCUGGGCCAGUCAGGUCCUAACAUGUUCGAUAGCAGCUUCUUCAUAUCAUCCAGUCUUUAUACAACAGACAGACUUUGAGUAAACAGGAAAAGGAAAUUAUAAAACCUUGGUGAUUGUAUUAUAGGUUUUAGUCCUCUCGUGGAUGAGGUAUGAAAAUCUCACUCAGGAAUUUCUACGUAAGUGCUUUCGAUAACAUUCAUUUAGAUGUUAAAAUACAACAUACUUCACAAUAUUCCAAAAUUGUUCAAUGUAAUGAAAAAAGAAACUGCAGUCUGUUAAUGAUUUCUUUUCUUCUCUCUGCAUGUUCCUCAUCCAUCCCUCAUUCAGCUCUUCAUUCUUGCCCCCCCCCCACCGCGCUGAACAAUAUGUUUAAACAAGAAAACAAAACAAAAAACUAUUGUCCUUGGCAGUAAACAAAAAGGAAAUGAGAAUUACAAUAAAACUUAAUUACAACAAUGUACCAGUACAAGGAAGUACCAAAAAAACAAGGCUCCCACACUGACAUAUAUUAUUUUUUUAAAAUCUACAUCUUCAGCAUCCUCACCUACACCGUCACUACAUCUAGCACAUCUCAACCCUUAUUUUUCUGAGAGACAUUAAUGGGAACUGACACUAGCAUCUUCCUCAUUCAACUUCAAUAUUAGUUCCACUUGUCAUAGGUCCUUCUGUCAUAUGCUAAACUGUACUGAUUAAAUGGACAAUAUAACUCAGAAGAUUGCAUGAAUCAGCUAGUAAGUUAUUGUUUUGGUUACAAAAACUACAAGUUACAGCCUAAUAACAAAGAAAUGUUUAUUUAUACAUCUAAACUUGGAAUUUCCUCCCAACAUAAAAAUGGAACUUGAAAAAUUUUGCAACUACUUUAGGUGUUAUUGAUAUUACCAAUAUCAAACUACAGAAGGGCUGGGAAGAUAUUCCCAUUGUGCUUGGAAUCCCUGGCUGAGAACCUGAGCUUCCAUGUAUCUGAUAUUUUCCUUUGUUUAUCCCUGAACUCUGUCAGGUAGAAAAUCUUCAUCUUCUUCACCUUUUUCAGCAUCCUUAGCUCUCUCAGUAUCCUCAGCUCCAACACAGCUAGAUCUAAAAUAUUACUUUCCUUACUUUUCUGAGACAUCCAUAGACGCUGUCAAAAACAUCAUACUCCUUAGACACGUUAGCAUUAUGUUAGGUCCAAGGCUUUAGGUGUAGGUCUUUAUAACCUGUACUGCACUUCAGUUUAAAAAGCUAGAAACACAUUCAAAUUUCACUUUCAUGAUUGAACUAGGCUGCAAAAAUAUUAUUUUGGUUACAAAAACUGUAAAACUGUUACUGUCUAAUAAAAAAUAUUUUUUGUAGUUUGCCGUUGAAGUACUUUCAAGAACAAUAUUUUCCCUCUCAUGGUAUGAAUUGCUGUUAAAGGGAUAGUUUGGAGUUACCGAAGUGAAGAGCAGUACAAUUUGAUCAGUAGUAGUUCCCUUACCUGUAGCAAGUGAGGUGCAGAAAACUGAAGAAAUCCUCAGAGUUCAGGUAGGCUAACAGCCAAUCAAAAUUUUGGUUGAAUUUAGCAGUUUAGGACAAGUUAAACAAAAAAAUUUUCUAUUAACAGGAAACAUUCUAUAUAUUUAUUACGUCUAAAGGUUUGUUGUCUCGUUUUUUUGUUGCUGUUUCAACAGCUUUGGUGCUACUACACUAAGUUACGUUGGUGAAUGCUAUCAUUGGCUGCAUGAGUUUGUUGCACAAACAAUAGCCUGUUGUGAAAUCCACUUUGGAUGAGUCGCAGCUGUUGAGGCAGAUUGAUACAGCUGGCAGCCUCAACCAACCUAACUUUAAAACAGCAACACAGAAGCUGUUCGGCUGAGAAAACAACAACAAACUUAAGAACAGGCCCUUCUGGAAGUGACAAAGUGCAUUAUCCGCAAACAUAGCAUUGUAUCCCAUGGCAGUUUUAAAUGGUUAAAAAUCAGCUAAAUAAGGGGAUUCUCUUGACUUGUAGUUAGCCUAUAUUCUACUAGAAUGGACAUUAAUUGUACAUUACUCUCAAUAAAAGAUCAAUACACUUCAACAAGAUAUUUUUCCUAAAUUGCUAGUUAAUAUUAAUGUAACCAACAUAUCUAUUUUGUACCUGCGAGUGUGCCAAACUAUAUAACAGGACUGGCAAGAUGUUCCUGAUGAUGUCUUGGUGGCCAAGUAGAGGUUUCUUGUGCACUUAAUAGUUAACCAGUAGGUGGCACCGUAUGGAGCACUCCACAAGAGUUCAAUAACAUAUAUCAACAACACUCACACAUAGAAGAAAACUGCAUUUGAAGAGCUGCCAGCUGCAAGUGACCACUAAUACAGUUGAAAACAGAUAUAUACAUACAUGGCCUAAAAAGACACAAAACCUAUUUUUCCUCUCUGUCUUACUUUAAAUCAGACUAAACAUGUAUUGUUUUAGGUCAGAAUUACCUAAGUUAAUUCUAUUUUCGAAAAGACAGGAGAGAUAGUUUUUAUUGGGGAUUUUUUCUUUUUCUUUUAACUUUCUUCAAAUUUAGAAGUAUAUAUACGUUUCCUUGAUAUUUGAUUGAAUUGCCGUUUAAGCUGAAUGACUUGGGUCAAAUCCCUCCACAACCCUCUCACCAUUGUUUGCUGUAAUUUUGGCCCAUUCGUCCUGACAGGAGUGGUGUAACUGAAUCAGGUUUGUAGGCCACAUUGUUUACAUACACCUUUUCAGCUCUGUCCACAAAUUCUCUAUGGGACUCAGAUCAGGGCUUUCAAAGCAUUGUCUCUGCUGUCCUUUAGCACCUGUAUAACUAAUUUGGUGGGAUGAUUAGGACCCCCUUUGAGCCCAAGCUUUAACUUGCAGAUGUCUUAAGAUGCUGCUUUAAUAUUUUCACAUAAUGUUAAUGUGACCUGCUCCAAUUCCUCCUGCAGCAAUAAAACAAACAAAAUAAAAUCACAGAACAUGAUGCUGCCAUUCCCGUACAUCACAGUUGGAGGUGAAGGCAUUGGAGUGCUCAAACCUGAAGGCUUUUUCCUUUAGCCUCCAAAUGUAACGAUGGUCAUUAUAACCAAACACUUAGAUUUUUGUCUCAUCAGAUCUCAGUACAAAUUUCAAAAAAUUAAGGUAUUUUUUGCUGUGUGCAUUUACAAACACCAAUCUUAAUGUAAACUUCUGAAGUUGAAAAAAGUAAGGAAAAACGAUCGUAAAACACCCUCCCUCUCAUUAUUCUGCCAUUUAGCAAAUAAAUAAUAUUUUUGGCCUCAAACAGAGGAAGUUGUUUUUUAUUAUUUAAUGUGAGAGAGUGAGGAAAAAAAUGUUACGUGUCUUUUUAUUACACUUACAGUGUAAAUAUCUGGUUUCAGCUGUGUAUGAAGCUAUACCAUCAACAUCCACAUGCAUACAGAAGAAAACUGCUGUAGUGACCACUAUGCAUGGAAGGGUGAAAGAAUGACAUGGGCCAUUUUAUAGAUGCUUCAGCAGAGCUGCGCUGUUUAUUCUACCCACUGCACCAAAUGCACAAUGUGCGAUCAAAUUUGUCCCUUUUCUUUACCCUUACACACCCAGUCCAUUAUUUGCACUUCAUUAAAAGCAGACUUCAAAAGUC
Messenger RNA from Girardinichthys multiradiatus, 11237 nucleotides. RefSeq names its product dopamine D2-like receptor. Gene Ontology annotation, molecular function: G protein-coupled receptor activity. Gene Ontology annotation, biological process: G protein-coupled receptor signaling pathway. The record is from RefSeq and is a predicted model, not a curated record. Gene Ontology annotation, cellular component: membrane. Bases 5447 to 7060 code for a protein of 537 amino acids. Lineage: Eukaryota; Metazoa; Chordata; Actinopteri; Cyprinodontiformes; Goodeidae. The transcript is spliced from 2 exons.